Molecule: messenger RNA, 715 nt
Organism: Colius striatus (speckled mousebird)
Lineage: Eukaryota; Metazoa; Chordata; Aves; Coliiformes; Coliidae
Gene: PTPRCAP
Product: protein tyrosine phosphatase receptor type C associated protein
Exons: 2
Coding region: 31-555 (174 amino acids)
Cellular component (GO): plasma membrane
Source: RefSeq, a predicted model, not a curated record
AUCGCGACCUGCGACCAGCAGCACCCGCCGAUGGCUGCGGCGCGCCGGUGCCCGCCGGUGCCGGUGCUGCUGGCGUUGGCCGGGCUGGCGGCGGCGGGGGAGGCGUCGGGCAGCGGCGGCGACGGCGCCGUGGGGGCUUUGCUGGGGGUCCUGCUGUGCCUGGCCGUGGGUUUGGCGGUGGCCUGGCACCACCUGUGCCGGCUCUCGGCCGGCCGCUACCACCCCCGGGCCAUGGGCCGCCGGGCGCUGGCGCUGCUGCGGGGCCGGUGGCAGCGGCUGCGGGGACGGGGCGGCCCCGACGUGCCGGCGGCGCACGGGGAGGUGACGGCGGCGGCUCCCCGGGAUGAGGAGGAAGAGCUGAUGCCCUGGAGCCAGGACCGGCGGCCGGAGGAGCGGGAGGAGGAGCAGGAGGAGGAGGCUGAAACGGCCCCGGAGACCCCCCCGUGCGAGGGGCCGGGGGCGGGGGGCAGCGCCGAGGCCCUUCUGAGCGAGCUGCACGCCUUCUCGGGGACGGCGGCGUGGGGGGACCCGCGGCCACACGUCACCGCCCUCUGACGUCACAUCGCAAUGGCGUGACCGCAUCGUGACGUCACGCACCCGGUUCAGACCCACCGCUGCCCCCCCUUCCCCAAAACCACCCUCCCGCCCCCUUUCCCCCCGGGCUCGAGGCACCGACCCCGGGCUCCUGAGCACCCCAAUAAAGGAGCGAUGCCGA